This is a messenger RNA of Solea senegalensis (Senegalese sole), 6197 nucleotides long. RefSeq names its product calcium-activated potassium channel subunit alpha-1. The record is from RefSeq and is a predicted model, not a curated record. Lineage: Eukaryota; Metazoa; Chordata; Actinopteri; Pleuronectiformes; Soleidae. The transcript has 32 exons. Gene Ontology annotation, molecular function: large conductance calcium-activated potassium channel activity. Gene Ontology annotation, biological process: transmembrane transport; potassium ion transport. Gene Ontology annotation, cellular component: postsynaptic membrane. The coding region runs from base 201 to 4019 and encodes 1272 amino acids.
UACAUAUAUUAUUAUUGCUUUUGUUUUGUCCAUUCAUCCUGAGCGUCCUCCCCGCGUGAAGGCAGAUGAGUGGAGGGUGGUUCACUCAACAUGGCUGAGCUGCUGUGGCAUGAGGAGGCGCUGGCUGGACCUCCCCACAGCGCCUGACUCCCAAUAGAGUCGAUUGUUUGUUUAGGCUGGGAGGUGAUUAGAAGUUGAUAAUGCCUAAGAACAGGGAGAGAUUCAACUCAGACCCGUCCAUCCACAUAUCCAAGAUGAACGUGAUCAUCCCGUUUUCACCUGAUGUGCCCUGUGACAGUAACGGCCAGCGGAUGUGGUGGGCUUUCCUCGCCUCAUCCAUGGUCACUUUCUUCGGGGGUCUCUUCAUCAUCCUCCUGUGGAGGACCCUCAGGUAUCUGUGGACCGUGUGCUGCCACUGUCGCGCCAAAAAGAAGGAGGUCCAUCGGAUCACCACAGGCGAUGGCGUCAAACGCACUGAUAAGGACGACGUGGCGGCCAGCGAGGUGGGCUGGAUGACCUCAGUCAAAGACUGGGCCGGAGUCAUGAUAUCCGCUCAGACGCUGACAGGAAGAGUCCUGGUGGUUCUCGUAUUUGCUCUCAGCAUCGGAGCCCUUGUAAUAUACUUCAUAGAUUCAUCUGAUCCCAUCGAGUCCUGUCAGAACUUCUACAAAGACUUCACGCUGCAGAUUGACAUGGCGUUCAAUGUGUUUUUCCUGCUCUACUUCGGCCUCCGCUUCAUUGCUGCCAAUGAUAAGCUGUGGUUCUGGCUGGAGGUGAACUCAGUGGUGGACUUCUUCACCGUCCCUCCAGUGUUUGUGUCGGUGUAUCUGAACAGGAGCUGGCUGGGCUUGAGAUUUUUAAGGGCCUUAAGGUUGAUACAGUUCUCAGAGAUUUUACAAUUUUUGAACAUACUAAAGACAAGCAACUCGAUCAAGCUGGUGAACCUGUGUUCAAUCUUCAUAAGCACAUGGCUGACUGCAGCAGGCUUCAUUCAUUUGGUGGAAAACUCAGGGGAUCCUUGGGAAAACUUCCAAAAUUCCCAGGCCCUUUCCUACUGGGAAUGUGUCUACUUACUCAUGGUUACGAUGUCCACCGUUGGCUAUGGAGACGUUUAUGCGAAAACCACCCUGGGUCGCCUGUUUAUGGUCUUCUUCAUCCUUGGUGGUUUGGCCAUGUUUGCAAGCUACGUCCCUGAAAUCAUAGAAUUAAUAGGAAACCGCAAGAAAUACGGUGGUUCCUAUAGUGCGGUUAAUGGGAGAAAGCACAUCGUUGUCUGUGGUCAUAUAACACUUGAGAGUGUGUCCAACUUUCUGAAAGACUUCCUACACAAGGACAGGGAUGAUGUCAAUGUAGAAAUUGUUUUUCUCCAUAAUAUUUCCCCUAAUCUUGAGCUGGAAGCCUUGUUCAAACGCCAUUUCACCCAAGUUGAGUUUUACCAAGGGUCUGUUCUUAAUCCACAUGACCUGGCCAGAGUCAAGAUUGAAUCUGCCGAUGCCUGUUUGAUCUUAGCCAACAAAUAUUGUGCUGACCCUGACGCUGAGGAUGCAAGCAACAUCAUGAGGGUUAUAUCGAUCAAGAAUUACCACCCAAAGAUCAGAAUCAUCACACAGAUGUUGCAGUACCACAAUAAGGCCCACCUUUUGAACAUCCCAAGCUGGAACUGGAAGGAGGGAGACGAUGCCAUUUGCCUUGCAGAGCUGAAACUUGGCUUCAUCGCCCAGAGCUGCCUGGCUCAGGGCCUCUCCACCAUGCUGGCCAACCUUUUCUCCAUGAGGUCUUUCAUCAAGAUUGAAGAGGACACAUGGCAGAAGUAUUACCUCGAAGGAGUAGCUAACGAGAUGUACACCGAGUACCUGUCGAGUGCCUUUGUGGGCUUGUCCUUCCCUGUCAUCUGCGAACUCUGCUAUGUGAAGCUAAAACUGCUGCUCAUAGCUAUAGAGUACAAGUCUGAUCAAAGAGAAAGCAGCACCUUGAUAAAUCCUGGGAACCAUGUGAAAAUGCAGGAGGGAACCUUGGGCUUCUUCAUUGCCAGCGACGCCAAAGAAGUAAAGAGGGCGUUGUUUUACUGUAAAUCCUGCCACGACGACAUAACUGAUCCCAAAAGAAUAAAGAAAUGUGGAUGCAAGAAAUCCAAGACUCCCGUCUACAAGAAAAUACGACUGGCAUGUUGUUUUGAUUGCGGCCGCUCAGAGCGAGGCUGCUCUUGCAUGCCACUUAAUGUGCGUGGUAACAUGGACUCCUCUCAACAUGACAUCCCACUCUCUGUUACUGAAUGCACAACCACAUUACACGCCCCUAAAAAUAGCUAUAAUGGAUAUAUCAAGUCAAUUGAAGAGGACCAACAGUCGACUCUGUCGCCCAAAAAAAAGCAACGUAACGGAGGCAUGAGGAUCUCUCCAAACUCCUCACCUAAGAUAAUGAGACAUGAUCCACUCCUCAUCCCAGGGAAUGAGCAGAUCGAGAGCAUGGACGAGAAUGUAAAGAAAUACGACUCCACUGGGAUGUUUCAUUGGUGCCCGUCCAAAGACAUCGAGAAGGUCAUCUUGACCCGCAGCGAGGCAGCCAUGACUGUCCUAAGCGGUCAUGUGGUCGUGUGCAUUUUUGGAGACGUGAAAUCGGCACUGAUCGGACUCCGAAACUUUGUGAUGCCCCUGAGAGCGAGCAACUUUCACUACCAUGAGCUGAAGCACAUCGUGUUCGUCGGCUCCCUCGAGUACCUGAAGCGAGAGUGGGAGACGCUUCACAACUUCCCAAAAGUUUCUAUUCUGCCAGGCACACCACUGAGUCGGGCAGAUCUGAGGGCUGUCAACAUCAACCUCUGCGACAUGUGUGUCAUCCUGUCAGCCAAUCAGAACAAUAUUGACGAUGCAUCACUGCAGGACAAAGAAUGCAUCUUGGCGUCACUCAACAUCAAAUCCAUGCAGUUUGACGACAGCAUCGGGCUCUUGCAGGCUAAUUCCCAAGGCUUCACACCACCAGGCAUGGACCGAUCUUCUCCAGAAAACAGCCCAGUCCAUGGAUUAGUAAGGCAAACCUCUGUCACAACAGGAGCAAAUAUCCCCAUCAUAACAGAGCUAGCACCAUUAGCAAAGCCGGGCAAAAAACUGCCUGUGAUUUCAUUCAGUCAGGAUAAAAGCAGUGGGACCAGCAUACAAAUGAUAACUGAGCUGGUGAAUGACUCAAACGUUCAGUUCUUGGACCAAGAUGACGACGACGACCCAGACACGGAGUUAUACCUCACUCAACCUUUUGCCUGUGGGACAGCCUUUGCUGUCAGUGUCCUGGAUUCCUUAAUGAGCGCUACAUACUUCAAUGAUAAUAUCCUCACCUUGAUCCGGACGCUGGUAACAGGCGGGGCGACCCCAGAGCUGGAGGGGCUGCUGGCAGAGGAGAAUGCACUCCGAGGUGGCUACAGCACACCGCAGACCUUGGCUAACAGGGACAGGUGUCGCGUGGCACAGCUGGCCUUGUACGACGGGCCCUUUGCUGACCUGGGGGACGGUGGUUGUUAUGGCGACCUGUUCUGUAAAGCCCUGAAAACAUACAACAUGCUGUGCUUUGGCAUCUAUCGGCUACGAGACGCACAUUUAAACGCGCAGAGCCAAUGCACCAAACGGUAUGUCAUAACCAAUCCGCCAUAUGCAUUUGAGCUGGUGCCCUCGGACCUGAUAUUCUGCCUGAUGCAGUUUGACCACAACGCAGGCCAGUCUCGAACCAGCCUCUCCCACUCGUCCCACUCGUCCCAUUCCUCCAGCAAAAAGAGCUCCUCUGUCCACUCGAUCACAACCACCAACCGCAGCAACCGCACCAAAAGCAGGGACUCACGAGACAAACAAAAUGCAACAAGGAUGAAUAGAGUGGGCCAAGAAAAGACAUGGUUUACAGAUGAGCCAGAGAAUACCCACCUGAGGACCAUACAGAUCAAGCCAGUGAAUACUCUCGCCGUCAGCCAAGUCAGUCAGUACAAAUCCACAAGCAGCUUGAUUCCACCCAUCGCAGAAGCCGAGGACGAGUGCUGAGCUCGGGACCCACGCUGACACCUGGAUGCCUGGACCCUCUGAGGACUUCUCAUGUAGGUGUCAGACUGGGAUUCAGGAUCUCUUCUCGACUGGAAACAUAAAGGAUCGGGUUAACAUUCGAUGAGACAAACACAAGACUGAUUUCCUCAUUCACCUAUGUUGCAAAGUUACGGUACAAUCAUAUAUACAUACAAUCAUAGACGAGCAUCACAAUCCCUCAACCUUUAGUUUUCUCUGCUAUUUUUCGAUUGACCAGACCCCAAGAGAUUUUUUUUUGUCUAUUCUGGGGAAUGAUGGUCACUCAAAAGAGACAUGUAAAAAAAAAGAAAAAAGGCUACAACUACUACAGUUAUUAUUGGAUCAAAUGUCGUAAAAGUUGCCUUUUUAUCUGUCGAUGACCAACUAUUACAACUACUGCAUUCACUUUACCCAGUGUUGCAGAAUUAUUCUGUACAGUAUGUCAAACGGAGUAUUUUACAUUCAGCUGCAAACCCACCACAAUGGCAUUUUUAGUGACUGGCGCUCAGCGAUUACUUUGCCAUUUGGAGCUAAUUCACAACAUUUGUGACGGUUAUGAUGGCCUGUGUCCAUGUGUAUAUGGCAUUUGGCUCCAGCCUUAUCGUUAUCAUUUAUAUUUGUCUUAUCUUUGCCUUUCUGAGUAAUUUGUUUGGAAAUGUUUUCAUGUCACUGUUUGGUUGCAAUGUCCAAAAUCCCAGAAAGCUUACAGAGAAAAGCUUUUACAUAUUUGCAGAGCUGCCCAGUUUUCUUUCCUUGGUAAUAGCCAAACAUGAUAGAGCUGUUUUGUUCACACCAUUACAACAUAGCCAGAAAUUCUACUCCUUUUUUUCAUUUUGUCAAGAAAUCAUAGACAGCCAGGCCAAAUAUUAUUUUAAGUGUGUAAUUGAGCUGAAUGUGAAAGCCACAUAUCGCAUGCAGUGGGCAUCUUUAAUUCCUCCUUUGGCUGUAAGCACUGCCUGACACAGGAUUGUCUUGGAGUGCACAUUAAGUGCACGUACUGUACGUACUCCAUGACCAAUCUAAAUGCCAUAACGAGAAAUGUUUGUGCUUUUUAUACAUGCAUAAAAAAAACAGCUCUAUCAUACAACAAAAAAUCAUGUUUUUUUUGGCUUCCAGUUUGUAUAUGUAGUAAUAGAUUGUGUGCUGUUGGUAAAUCCAUGUUGGCCAUCAAUUACAGAUCUGAUGUAUCCAUAAGACAAUGAAGGUAAAGAAGCGUCAAUCAUUUGUUUGGGUUUGUUUCGACACACCAGGUCAGAAUACGGCGUGAACAAUGGUUAAUAAUCAUGUUUUAUAUGAAUAAUAGAACAUAGUUAUAUUCGCACUGUUGUCACUUUUGUCCGGAAUCAAUGAAGUGGAAGUAAAUGAAUGAAAAUGCAUACAAGCAAUCCAUAACAUCCUGAACUUAAACAAGGAUGUGUCUCAAUCUAACCAAGGGUUCAUAGUGAAUGUAGAAAGAGAGAGGUUGUGACAUCUUUACUGGCAGAAGAGAGCAUCCUUCCAUCCUUCCUUCUAUCCUUCCCUUGCUCAGUGUCAGUGAUGUGCCAGGCAGUGCUGAAGCCAUCGGAGGACUCCACAAGACCCACUGUUGCGAAAAGAGGCUUCAAGUUUAACUGGAUUUAAGCUAUUUUUUUUGUUUUGCUGUUUUGUUUAUACUCUCCUCUUUGUUUUCCAUCAUCACCACUCAGAGACCAUUGCACAGAAACAGUCUUUCAUUUCCUGGAGAUGAAAAGAGUACGAUGAAAUAAAAAGUCUUAAAACUGUUUUUUCUUUUUUAAAUGAUCCACCACCAAUAGCAGAUCCUGAUAGCAAAUACAUUUAUGUUUUCUUUAAAGAAAUCUCUAAAGCUUCAUGUAAAAGUUUUAUUUCUAGUGUGUUCUAGUUUGUUUGACUGAUUCUGUUGAUUCUGUUGUUUGCCACUUCCUGUGGGGCUGAGGGAUGUUCAGCAUCACAGUCUAGUUUGUAAUAUUUUGUGAUUUGUUGAUUUUUUUUUAGCACGUUUACUUGUGGAUACAAAGACCGUGCUAAGCUGAUAUUUCUGACUAUGUCAUAAUUACCCAAUAAUAAAUACAGUUUAUUGUCUUGUACAAAUAGAUUUGUACAUAAAUUGUACAUGAUUUCAUUUUGUAUUUUCACAAAUUAAAGCUAAUGUAUUGUGUUCUA